Molecule: messenger RNA, 276 nt
Organism: Mesorhabditis belari
Lineage: Eukaryota; Metazoa; Nematoda; Chromadorea; Rhabditida; Rhabditidae
Source: the annotation of a GenBank genome assembly
AUGAUUUUGUGGCCAACAUUUCAUAGAAGAAUCACUCAUUUGCACAUUCACAAAGCAAUGCUAGGUCAACUCUUUAUGAUCUCAUCGAUUAUGAUUGUUUUGAUAAUCUAUUGGAGUCAAGUGAACGAUGUGGAAACUUCAAUUCUUUGUUCAAGUGGUGCUUAUCCGUCAUUGAUCAAUCGAGUCGAGGGUACGAUGAAUAUCACGAUUUCCUCAUUUGCAAUGCUUUUCUACAUACCUGUGCUUUUUCAAAUUAAGAAAGUGAGUUUACAAAUG